This is a messenger RNA of Trachymyrmex cornetzi, 527 nucleotides long. RefSeq lists its product as uncharacterized. The record is from RefSeq and is a predicted model, not a curated record. The transcript has 3 exons. NCBI's taxonomy places the organism in Eukaryota, Metazoa, Arthropoda, Insecta, Hymenoptera, Formicidae. The coding region runs from base 7 to 516 and encodes 169 amino acids.
GGAAAAAUGACUAUGAAAAAAUUUUGGAACAUGAUUGCCUCUCAUUUAAAUGAGAAAGGAUAUAAUGUUACAAGCUCUCAAUGCAAAAGUAAGAUGACAGGUCUAAAAAAUACCUAUAAAAGUGUUAAAGACUAUAACGCAAAAAAUGGUAACAGUCAUAGGAUUUGGCAAUAUUUUGAUGUAAUGAACGAAAUGUUUAAUAAAAAGCCAUGGAUGACUCCCAUCCUUAUAUUAGAUAGUAGCAAUCCUACUUCCUCAUUAUCUUCUAAAUGCAGUGCUGAGAAUAAAAUCGUUGAUAAUAAAAAAGAUCCAUCUUCAUAUAAAACUAAAAUAUGUUCUAUACGCUUGGCACUAGAUGCACAUUUCGGGCUGAUUCCGGCGAGCGACCCCCACUACCACUCGAGCCUCAGCGGCCGAGCUGCCGACCGCUCACGUGACGCUCUGGCUCAGGAGCGUCCCUAUAUCUUAAACGUGCUAGGGUCGUAUCUUCCGUCAUUGAAGAAUCUUUCUUGCUAAAUAAUUUUUAU